AUGGCGUCUGGAGUUCGCGUGUGCGUGGACCAUCACAGUUCGUUAGACGACCCUUCCACGCCGCGCCUCUUGAUCGACGACAGCCUGUCGCCGUCGCAGAUUAUCCGGAAGAAGCUAGAAGACGUGGACACGCGCGUGCUCGAGGGUAAGCUGAGACUCCUCGACAUGCAGCGACAACUCUCCGCCGUCCGAUGCCAGCAGUUCGUCGAGAUGCUCGAAUCCGAGCUCCAAGCCGCCUCCGCCACGUCAGCGGCGCCGUCACCUGCAUUAUCCCCGUCGUCGACGUUCCCGUCCGCGUCGCGGCCGCAUCGAACCCUAACGCGCAUCGGCUCGCUCGACCGCGAAGGCCGCUCCCUGUGGGCGCGGAGCCACACCAGCUGCCGGCCAAUCAUAGACUCAGCGUCCGCGCCGGUCCAGACAUGCGGCUCGGUUGACAGAUGCGGAUCCGUCGAGCGGGAAAGCAGCGGCACGGGAUUCUCGAGCUGGAUUGACGCAGAAACCGGCGGUCGCAGCGGCUCGAAGGGUCGACGCUCUCUUGACGAGGGUAAUGAACAUCCGCGCGCGCCCUUCGGAUUUGGCGGCGUGCGCCACCUACGCCAUCUGCGCCUGCUUCUGCUGGCGCUCGUGAUCGCCGCGGCGGACAUCCUCUUCCCCGCCUGCUCCUGGCGCAGCUUCCGCCUGCUGCGCGCAGGGGGGGGAGAUGUUUCGCCCAUGGGGAAUGCGGAUGCGUUAGCCCCGCCCUCGCUGUUGACUCCGUUGAACGAGUCAUACGGCCACGUCAGCUGCUCCCUCACUGCCCUCCGCAUCCCCCCUUCCUCCGCCUCCCCCAAUUCUCCCUCCCCCUCCACCCCCUCUCACCGCCUGCCCGCCGUCGCGCCUCUAUCUGCCACAAGCCAACACACCUGCUCCUCUCCACCUCCCUUCCACAACCUCCCUCCAGAUGCAUUCCUGCGUUGCCCUUCUCAUCCCCCCACCUCACAGAUCAGCAACUGGGUGCAUUGCAUUGCUCUUUUCAUCUCUCCUUCCACAGCGUCCCGUCAAGUGCUUCUCUGCCUUGCCCCUCUCGACCCUCCCACCGUGCAGAUCAGUAACUGGGUUCAUUGCAUUCGCAUGCACCUCCUCUUUGCGGGUCUGCUCAGCCGCACGCUCCUUGUGAACGCGCUGCCAUCGGAAACCAAGGGAGCGUACAACUACUCUCUCCUCUUUGACAUUGCACACGCCCGGCAGUGCUACGGGGCCGCCACUGUACAGACCACUGAAGAGUACUAUAACGAGUAUGGCAAAAAGGUGGAGCUGGAUCGAGUGCUGUGCUGGAGGUACGGAUCGAUACCCGCUACAGUGCGUGAUAUGAAGACCUUUGUGCAUAUACCCGAUAAAGUGAAUAUUAAAGGCCACGUAUCGAAAUCAGCGUCGGGUACACUCAAAAAGUUCCAUACUUUCUUCAAUUCGCAUACGGGCCAUGCGGACGUGAUACUACUGGGGGAUUUAUACAGCUACCCCUCUUUUGAAGGCUUGGAGCACCCCUUGGCGUGGGGCGACCUUCCUUUUCAACGGCUGCCCGGCUGCCCGAGCACACUCGCAGUGCAGCCAGACGAGAGAAUUUUCCGGGCAGCCGAAGAUUUUGUCCAGGAGAAUUUCGGGCAGAAGGCGUUUUUGAGCCUGCAUUUGAGGGCGGGGGACCUGCGGGCGAGCUGUGAGCGGCAGCAGCUGGACGUGGGGUGCCGGCUGGGGCCUCACCAGGUGGUGGCGUGCGUCAAGAGGAAGCUGCGAGUGCACCGCCUCAUGCACCUCUUCAUUGCCACCAAUGCUGCCCACAAGGAAGUGCAGGAACUUAAGCAGUUGUUUCAAGCCAGAGACCCCGCCCCACCACCCCCCCCGGGAGCAUCCGUCCUCCCCCCAGGCGUAACCUUCCAAGUGGUAACCGGCGUGCACGAUUGGCCGGGGCUGAAGCAGUGGUUCGGGGAAUUAGACGACGCACAGUCAAAGCAGGUAGAGGCGGAGGUGGAAAAGGUGGUGGCAGUGCGAGGGAGUGUGUUCCAAGGCACGUGCACGUCUACCUUCUCCCUGGAUGUGGAGAGAAUGAGGCUGGCCCUGGGAAGAGGUAGCUGUCAUGACUCGUUUGUGUGUGACGAGGAGAUUGCGGCAGGUGAGGUGGUGAAUGAGUCGGAGAGGAAAGGGUGCCGGACAGAGUUUCUGUUCUGGAUGACGUGCCGCUGUCAGCAGGGGCCGUGGCGGGGCGGCCGCCUCGGCGACUCUGACGGCAGCCGCGACGCUUUUGACGGCGCCGGCCACGAUGACGCUGCGCCGUUCAUCUCGUCGUCAGAACAUCCCCGCCGUUCCAGCGCGCCACUCCGCGCGCCAUUCGGUAUUGGCGGCGUGCGCCAUCUGCGCCAUCUGCGCCUGCUGCUGCUGGCGCUCGUGAUCGCCGCGGCGGACCUCCUCUUCCCCGCCUGCUCCUGGCGCAGCUUCCGCCUGCUGCGCGCAGGAGGCGGAGUAUCUCCGCCCAUGGGGAACGUGGGUGCCUUAGUCCCGCCCUCGCCGUUGACGCCGUUGACUCCGUUGACUCCAUUGAACGAGUCAUACGGCCACGUCAGCUGCUCCCUCACUGCCUUCCGCCAUACCCCAUGUGACUGCUCGCGCGUGCACCCUCCACCACCUCCUCCAUCUUAUGGUGCUGUGCGGCUGGGAGCGGUGGAGAGCGGCACCAGGCAUCUCAGCAGCAUCCUCUCCCUCCCUCCACCCUCCCCACACCUCCCCCUCUUUGCAUUGCUCCUUCCGCCCCUCCACCCUACAUCCUCCCCGCUGCUGGCACCACCACCGCCCACAGCACCACUUGCCGCAUCAUCGCCAGCAGCAUCGCCAGCACCAGCGCCAGCACCAGAACAUUCCCCUCUUCCUACGCUCCCCCCCAUUCUUGCUGCCGCCUCCCCUGCUCUAUCUCCCCUUCCUCCACCCCCCCUUGCCCUGACUCCCUCUGCCCCACCCCCAUACCCCACUCCCACCGCUCCCCACUCCGCAGCAUCCCCUCUUCCUCCGCUUCCCCCCGGCCAGGUGACGUGCUCCCUGCCUGCUUCCCUGCCUGCUUCCCUGUCUGCUGCCCUGCCUGCUGCCCUGUCUGCUGCCCUGCCUGCUGCCCUGCCUGCUGCCCUGCCUAUCAGUAACUGGGUGCAUUGCAUUCGCAUGCACCUCCUCUUUGCCGGUCUGCUCAGCCGCACGCUCCUUGUGAACGCGCUGCCAUCGGAGACCAAGCGAGCCUACAACUACUCUCUCCUCUUCGACAUCUCCCACGCCCGCCAGUGCUACGGGGCCAGCGCUGUACAGACCACUGAGGAGUACUAUAACGAGUAUGGCAAAAAGGUGGAGCUGGAUCGAGUGCUCUGCUGGAGACCACUCCUGGGGCCUCACCAGGUUGUGGCGUGUGUGAAGAGAAAGCUCAGACUGCACCGCCUGAUGAGCCUCUUCAUCGCCACCAACGCUGGCCAUUCAGAGGUGCAGCAGGUGAAGCAGCUGUUCCAGGCCAGAGACCCCGCCCCACCACCCCCCCCAGGAGCACCCAUCCUCCCCCCAGGCCUAACCGUCCAAGUGGUAACCGGCGUGCACGGUUGGCCAGGGCUGAAGCGGUGGUUCGGGGCACUGGAUGACACACAGUUGAAGCAGGUAGAGGCGGAGGUAGAAAAGGUGGUGGCAGUGCGGGGGAGUGUGUUCCAAGGCACAUGCACGUCUACCUUCUCCCUGGAUGUGGAGAGGAUGAGGCUGGCCCUGGGGCGGAGCAGCUGCCAUGACUCGUUUGUGUGCGAUGAGGAGAUAGCGGCGGGGGAGGUGUUGAAUGAGUCGGAGAAGAAAGGCUGCCGAACGGAGUUUCUGUUCUGGUAG
Messenger RNA from Closterium sp. Naga37s-1, 3873 nucleotides. NCBI's taxonomy places the organism in Eukaryota, Viridiplantae, Streptophyta, Zygnematophyceae, Desmidiales, Closteriaceae. The record is from the annotation of a GenBank genome assembly.